AUGGAUGCAGAAACUAUAGAAUCAAUUGAUUUAAUACUAUCAUUUUCAAGCAAUAUACCAAGUAUAUUAGAUACACAGCGCCGAAAUGAAAUUUUACAAAGUCUUCAAGAAAUUUGCGUUUCAUAUUUAGCAAUUGAUCAAUCAAUUGAGUUAUUUCACUCAUUAACAAAAGACGAAUCUAAACAAUUCAUCCUCGAUAAUAUUUGCGUCAAUUUAACAAGUAGAUGGAACGAAUUACUUGAAAAUGUCGAAAUUCUCGAACAAAUAAGAUCAUUUAUCUAUAGCACGUGUGUUCAAAACUUCAAAUCAUACUCAUUCGAUAUUCAAAAACUAAUUGGAAAAGUUCAAGUAAUUUAUGCAAUGAAUACUUUCCCGGAAAUAUGGCCAAAUUUGUUUGAAGAGACUUUCUUUGAUACUGAUCAUAUCGAAAUUGCCAUUAAUUUUAUAUAUUGUCUCUGCAAUUUAAUUUAUAAUGUUCAUUUUUUUCGAUUAUCUACUUAUACGCAAUUCAUUAAUACUCUAAAUUCAUACGAUAUUACAACUGCUAUGUUUAAUCUAAUCACUCACGGCUUAACUUUAAAAAUUCCAUUAUCAUUCGCAACUCUUGGAUUUUUUACAGUAAUUUUCAGGAACGAAUGGAUUUCUAGCAAUGACUAUAUCAAUGUGUUAACAGAUAAUCUAUUAGAUCAAGAUUUACAGCCUUAUAUUUUAGAAUCUCUUAGAUAUGUAUUAAAAUCAUCAAUUCCUUUAGAAACAAAGCAGAAAUUAUACACAGAAGACUUUCAAAUCUUCAAUUUACUACCACAACUAACAAAAACUGAGUCAAUAAUCCAAGCAUCAUAUCUUAUAUAUAAUUUAGUACUUUUGAAUCAAAAAGACAUGGAAUUUCUUGGUUCUAUCACUGAAUCUCUUAUCAUUCCUUAUUUUCAGUGUAAUGAUGAAAUAAUAAUUUACAACAUUGCGAGUUCCCUUCAUUCCAUAAUACUAAAAGACCCAGAAUCGUAUAUAAGACCAGUUGCAUCUGCUGCCAUCGCGUGUUUGAACGAAAUUAACCAUAUGAUAAGUUAUAUUACGCCUCCGAAGCAUGUUUGGGCCAUUUUAAACCUAAUUGAGCAAUGUUUUGUUGCAAAUUUGAUGGCAACUGCUGAAACUUUCGAUGAAUUCUUAAAUACUAAUUUUUCAUCUCCUCUUGAAGACAUUUGCAUUGAUUCUUUGUGUUUUCAAGUGCUACGGAUCUAUAGAGCAACAACUUUGAAGUACAAAGUCGUUAAUAUGUACACUAGAUACAAUGAUUUUAUAAAUUCUUACAAUAAUAUGCUAAAUCCAGAAACAUGGGGUUCAGCAAUAGAUGAAACACAGCAAUUAUUGUUUACUACGUACUUUGCAACUGUACUUACCAUUCCAACUUUUUAUUCUUCAGAACAAAUUUCAAAAUUAUUUAUAUCUUGUGCAACAAUAUUGAUUAACAUAUCAGAAACCAAAUGUGAUGCCUUCUAUGCCACAUCUAAUCUACUCUUGGCCUUCACAAACAAGUGUGGACAUCAAAUUGUUGCAGAUGACGCAGAACAUAAGAUGAUCUUUGGUCUGUUGAGGACACUGGACCAUUAUUUAUGUAGUAUCGCUGUCCACAUCAUCGAAUCUAAGGAAAACAUGAUGGCAAACCAACCAGACAUCUUAUGCAGUUGUUUGCCUGCAUUGUCAGCUGUUUUUCAGAUAGAAAAUGAAAAUAUAAGGAUUGAAUCAAUACUUUCUGCGAUUUCUUUCCUUUCUUCGAGAAAUAAUCCGAUUGAUCGACCAGAUAUCUCUUCUCAGAUUGCAGCUUUCCUCAUGAAAUGCGUAGAAGUGUCUGGAGAAAACGAUAGGGUCAUCGGAAAUAUAUUAUCUUAUCUUCCAAAAAUUGGAGAUAUUGGAUUUGAACUUUAUCAAGUUUUAUCUAACCGAGAGCUUGUAUUAUGCACUCUUAAGGGCUGCGCAACUGCUCUUAUGCAGUUUUAUGAGGUAUCUGUGAAAGAUAUUGACAAUCUUUUGAAACUGAAACAAAUUGUGCUGUCAGAAGAUUUUAUUAAUGAAACAUUCAGCCAAAUGACGAAUUCUCUUAUCAAUUCGUUGCUUCCUGAGUAUGAAUCUUGCAAUCCAGCGAUAAUUGACCAAAAUGAUGCAAAAGAAGCGAUUUCAAGAUACAUAGAUUGCGGUUCGAAGUUCAUCAAGUACUUGCAUCAAGAUAUCGCACAGAUUUUCAUUGAAUUUGUUCAAAAUUUUGUGACAAAGCACGACACUAUUAAUUCUGUUUUUAAUUCUAUUUGUUCAUUCAUACAGAACGUCAUUUCCCAUCCAAUUGAAUUCUUUGAUCCAUUUUCUUUGCUUGAAAAUCUUCAUUCUUUCUUGAUUUCACCAGGAAUUGAUCCAAACAAAGGAUUUGUACUCCCUAUUUCUUAUUAUUCAAUGAUGGCUGCCGCUUGCAAAGCAAAUUUUGAAAGUUUGCAGCAAGUUUUAACAAAUGUUUUGCAGCCAUUUGGGGAAAUAGCUGAUAUCGUCGAAUUUUAUCUAUCUUGCUUCAAAACAGCUGAAGAUUUCUCAAAACUUCCUUCUGUUUUUGAAAUGUUGAUAUCUAUUCGAGGAAAUCUAUUUCUUUAA
Trichomonas vaginalis G3 is the source of this 2634-nucleotide messenger RNA. RefSeq names its product armadillo (ARM) repeat-containing protein family. Lineage: Eukaryota; Parabasalia; Trichomonadida; Trichomonadidae. The record is from RefSeq and is a predicted model, not a curated record. The transcript has a single exon. Bases 1 to 2634 code for a protein of 877 amino acids.